This is a messenger RNA of Sardina pilchardus (European sardine), 2445 nucleotides long. RefSeq names its product NXPE family member 3-like. Bases 369 to 2099 code for a protein of 576 amino acids. Lineage: Eukaryota; Metazoa; Chordata; Actinopteri; Clupeiformes; Clupeidae. The transcript has 8 exons. The record is from RefSeq and is a predicted model, not a curated record.
UCAUUCCCUUUAUUUAAGCUCCGAGGGGCCGCCGUUUGCACUGAUUUCAGAAAAGCAAAGGUGCGUUGUUACGCAUGACGCGCAAACGGAGAAGGGCUCUAGCAUUUCUACUCGCUGUUGACGCCACGGGGAAGGAGUGUCAUUGAGUCAUUAGAUCAUGAAAAGCGGGUGUGUGCAAGUUCAACUCAUUUUGUACAAGGUGGAUCAUAGGCUUAUCAUGCAGAAACGGCGACUAGGGCGGUUGACAAGACGCUUGGUGGAUCCAUCGGUUAUUGGAGGGCAAGUUUUUGUCAUUAUUCUCGCAAUAGGCCACCGACACGUUACGUUUGUGCCACCGUUAUAACUCAAAACCAAUCAAGAGUGAUCAAAUGGGUUCAAUUUUCAACAAAUCACAGAUGAGCAAAAAUUUCAAACUUCUCCCGUAUGGUCAGACCCUGCUGUAUUGUCUUGUAACUGUGUCAUUUGGACUUCUGCUUGUCAUGACGAUGUGGUCAUUCAUUUAUGGAGACAUAAAAGGCGACGGGCCUCUUCCCAGGCCUGCCCAGCAACAGCAGCAGAGGUUAGCAGACACGUCUGACAUGGGUCUCAACAGAACACAAACGCUCCAAAUCCCAGAGGACUUGGGCUUCAGCACGGAGGAGUGGGGCCAGAUUCAGAGGGCGCUCCACUGGGGUGAGCCUGACCGACAGAUUACCACCGCUACCAUGAGCACCAGUCCAGAACAUUCCACCUUUGUUAUUGAUGACUUCAAGAACAGUUACUACGUAGGAGAGGAACUCCGUGCCACCAUUGUCGCCAAGGACUGUACCGGAAGCCCGAAGCGCUAUGGAGGGGAUUUCUUUCAAGCAAAGGUUUAUUCAGACGCAUUAAAGGCUAGUGUGUUUGGAGAGGUAUUGGACCAUCAGAAUGGUACCUACUCGGCCCGGUUCACUCUGCCAUGGGCAGGCCAGGCAUUGGUCGCAGUCCGCCUGGUUCACUCCAGCGAGGGCGUGCAGGUCCUCAGGCGACAUCGGGACACGGACCCCGACCGUCUCGACUACAACGGCGUCUUCGUGGGUAAGGACCCUCAGGGUGCUCAAGUGGAGGAGACGGUGGUGUGCAACGUGAAGUGGGAGGGGGUGGUGCUGGCAGGAGAGGGGGACUGCUGCUGUGAGUACCAGGAUGUUCGCACGGGGCUGACGUGGCAGUGCCGUGAACCCCAAACUCUGCCGUGCGAUGCCCUGGUGCACCACUCCAUGGCGGGCUGGUACAAGACUCACAUGACUGCCAUCGAGCAGGCACUCAUGAACGGACGUUUUGUCAACCGCUCACUCAAGGGUGAUUCACGCCGGAUUAGAGUCGUUGCCUCUAAUGCAACUAUUGGAGUGAGAGGAUCAUGCAAACCUGGAAUGCCCACGCCGAUACCAGCAGGAUUCUACAUGAAUGAUGUGUGGACAUCAUUUGUGUGUGCCACUCGUCAUUUUUCAGUGCAGGACAGCACUCAGUGUCUGAGGAACAAGCACAUCUACAUAAUGGGUGACUCCACCAGCAGACAGUGGUUUGAACACCUUCUCAAGGCCGUGCCCACUCUGAAGCGUAUGAACCUCCACACGGAGCACCACAACGGGCCCCACACAGCCGUGGACCUGCAGAACAACAUCGACCUGCACUACCGCUCGCACGGCCUCCCCCGGCGCAGCCCCAAGGGCCCCAUCACGGCCAUGCACUACAUCAGCAACGAGAUCCACGACAUGGCUGGUGGACCCAACACAGUUUUCAUCUUCAACGUAUGGGCGCACUUCACCCACUUCCGACUCUCCUUCUUUGCCCACCGGGUGUCCCAGAUCCGCCGUGCGGUCCUGGCGCUGUUGAAACGUGCGCCAGAAACCAAGGUCAUCAUCAAGACCGCCAACACAGGGCCCAAGGAUAUUCAUCGCAGUGACUGGCUCGCUAUGCAACUGGAUCAAAUCCUGCGAGAAGCAUUUCGCAACGUGAACGUUUACAUCCUGGAUGUGUGGCAGAUGACUGCCUGUCAUUAUAACGUAGAGGAGCUCCAUCCUGCUCCAGUGAUCCUGAAAAACCAAAUUGACAUUCUUCUCUCCUUCAUCUGCCCCACGUAAGGAGACAGGCCCUCUCCACUCAGCUCUCCUCUCUCCAUUGGUCCUGAUCAUGUUCAGACUGGGAAAUUGAUCAAAUUCCAUGACUUUCCAUGUCUGGAAUAGACUUUAUUGGCUACCUUCAAAUGCAGCAAUAAGGAAAAGGAAAUUAUUUUUUUGUAAUUUGUUCUUUACUUUAUUCCUCUGCAUAUUUACACAUUUACACAGAUUUAUAAUUGUUGUGUCACUCUAGCAUACGCAUGUAAGUGAAACGCAUGUUGAUUAAUUGUUAUUUAAAUGAUAUUUAAAAACAGGCAUUUGUGUAGAUAUAUGUUUUGCACAUUAAAUAAAAGGAUCAUAAUUGAUUUAA